GCGCGCCGCGGCGCCGGGACACGGCCCGGAGGAGAGGGAGCGGGAGCGGUGCCGGCCGCGGCGCAUGAUGUGGGUGCCGCUGCUGGCGUGCCUCACCGCGGGGAUCGUCUCCGUGCCCAGGUGCCAGCGCGGCCCCGGAGCCCUCCUGGGGGCGGCCCGGCUGCUGGCGGCCGUGCCGGGACUCUGCCAGCGCCGUAACCGUGGCAGCUCCCGGAGAGCCCGCGGCAGUAUCGCACUCCCGGGUACUGCGGGUCCUGAAAGUACACCCUCCGCAACCCUCCGUGAAGCGGCGCACAGAACCGCCUGGGGAUUCACAAGCUACGGAUGGACAGUACUUAGGGAUGCGGAAAACAGAUGUGCCACUUCAAAUGCAGUGACAUGCACAAAGUGUCUUGCUUUGGGCCCUGAGUGUGGAUGGUGUGCUCAAGAGGAUUUCAUGGCUGGCACAACACAGAAGGGACGCUGUGACAUUGUUUUCAACUUAAUGAAAAGAGGCUGCCGAUCAGAUUUGGUUGAAAACCCCACAGUUCAUGUCACAAUACCCAGUGACCGUGAAACAAAUACACAAGUGACACCAGGAAAAGUUUCAGUCCAGCUGCGUCCAGGAAGUGAAGCAAACUUUAUGUUAAAAGUUCGUCCUCUAGAGAAAUACCCUGUGGAUCUUUAUUAUUUAGUUGAUGUCUCAGCCUCCAUGCACAACAAUAUAGAAAAGUUAAAUUCUGUUGGAUUUGCUUUAUCUAAAAAAAUGGCAAAUAUUUCUCUUGAUUUUCGACUUGGAUUUGGAUCCUAUGUGGAUAAAACUGUGUCACCUUAUAUUAGCAUUCAUCCAGGUAGAAUCCAUAACCAAUGCAGUGAUUACAAUUUAGAUUGUAUGCCUCCUCACGGUUAUAUUCAUGUGCUAUCCCUGACUGACAAUAUAGCAGAAUUCAGAAAUGCAGUGAAUAAACAAAAAAUUUCUGGGAAUAUUGAUACACCCGAAGGGGGUUUUGAUGCGAUGCUCCAAGCAGCUGUGUGCCAGAGCCACAUUGGAUGGCGUAAAGAAGCAAAGCGAUUGCUUCUUGUGAUGACAGAUCAAACUUCCCAUCUGGCCCUUGAUAGUAAAUUAGCAGGAAUUGUAAUUCCUCAUGAUGGAAACUGUCAUUUGAAAGAUAAUGUAUACAUCAAAGCUACAAGUAUGGAGCAUCCAUCCCUUGGGCAGCUCUCUGAAAAAUUGAUUGACAAUAACAUCAAUGUUAUUUUUGCAGUUCAAGGAAGCCAGUUCCAUUGGUAUAAAGAUCUGUUACCUCUGUUGCCUGGUACUGUUGCAAGACAAAUAGAAUCACAAGCAGCAAAUCUCAAUGAUUUGGUGGUAGAAGCCUAUCAGAAACUAAUCUCUGAAGUGAAACUUCAAGUGGAUAACCAGAUCCAAGGUCUUAAUUUCAAUAUCACUGCAAUCUGUCCUGAUGGAAGUAAAAAAACAGGCAUGGAAGGAUGUAAAAAUGUGGGAUAUAAUAAAGAAGUACUUUUCAAUGUAUCAGUUGCAAUGAAAGGAUGUCAUACAGCUGGAGGGAGAAAAUAUGCUAUACUUAAGCCUAUUGGUUUCAAUGAAACCGCCAUUGUUAAUGUGCAGCAAAGCUGUGCCUGCCGGUAUGGAGACAGCACGGACCACAACAGAGUAUGGGCUGAUGAAACUUCUGAUAGCAAACAGUCCCACUGCAGUGACAGUAACUGUAGCUCUCACAGAGAAGACACACUUCUUUCAGAGAGGUGCAGGCAAUACCAGGACCAACCUAUCUGCAGUGGUCAAGGAAAUUGCAUAGAUGGAAAAUGUUUCUGCUACAAAAACAAGCUAGGCAAGGUGUAUGGCAAGUACUGUGAAAUGGAUGACUUUUCCUGCCCAUAUCACCAGGGAAACUUAUGUUCUGGUAAUGGUGAAUGUGAAGGUGGUAAAUGCAAAUGCUUUGCUGGCUGGGAAGGUGAUCGUUGCGAGUGCUCCUCACAAUCAUCAAAGUACUGCCUGAAUUCAAAGGGUCAGAUUUGCAGUGGAAGAGGAAAAUGCAUAUGUGGAAAGUGUGAGUGCACAGAUCCAAGAAGCUUUGGCCGUUUGUGUGAAUAUUGCCCGACUUGUAACAAAGCCUGUGAAGAAAACUGGAACUGUGUUCAGUGCCAUCAUUCUAACAAUACAUCUCAAGCAAUACUUGACCAGUGCACAACCUCAUGCGCUUACCUACUGCAUUAUGUUGACCAUACUUCAGAAUGUUUCUCUGGACGAAGCUACUUUAGAGUCUUUUCCAUAAUCUUUAUAGUUACCUUUCUGAUCGGGUUGCUUGUUGUCCUUAUCAUCAGGCAGAUCAUUCUGCAGGGGAGUAGCAAUAAAGUUAAGUCUUCAUCUGAUUACAGAGUAUCUGCAACAAAGAAGGAUAAGAUGUUUUUGCCUACAGUUUGCACAAGAACAGUAACAUACAGACGUGACAAACCAGAGGAAAUAAAUAUCGACAUCAGCAAGUUGCGAUUAAAUGAAACUUUCAAGUGUGAAUUCUGAAGACUGUGUGUUUCCUGCAAAUUCCAUUUCCAUCAGGAUCGACUUUUAAAACGUUACCUUUUGUACUCUGUGGGAAUCUUGACUGUCGCCACACAGUUUUGUUUUGUGCAUUUUGUUGAAUACUGUAACUAAGUGACCUGUAAACGGACUCACAUUAUGUGAUUUUGUUUGAAACUAUAGCUGCUGUAUUUUUUUAGAUUUUUUUGAAAGAGAAAUGUGCGUUACUACUGUUCAGAAACAUUAGUGUUGAUGUAGCACUUUAGCAUAUUCUAAUUUAUUUAGUUAUGGCGUAGAAUGUAGAUAUGAACCAGUCUGACAAAGCACUGAUCUCACUCUACAUGUAGCUAGUACUGAUGUGCUCUGUGGAAAUGGACAGAAGCUGUGACUGAAAUAUUAAUAUUGCUGUAUAUUAUAGCAAUAGAUUAAACUAUUAAAAUGCUCUUAAGUAGAGUAAAUGGUACUUUUAUAGGUCUCUCAGAUGAUAUAUUCCACCAAUUUGUCUGCUUUAGCCUCUUAGCUUUUCCUCAUAAAAAUGAAUGGAUUAAAUGAGUAUUUAGUUAACUGGUGUGGGUCUAUAGUUGUAUGUGUAUACACACACCAUGCACACACAGGUAAAUUAUAUACAAAGUUUUUCAUAUGGAUGAUGUCACUUAAAGAUAAUUUAUAUCUGAUAAAGAGUAAUUUUUAGCUUUUUUAUUUGUUUAAACAUAAAAAACCCCUUUUAUACAAAAUUUAAGAUAUUUGGAAACUGAGUGGCUACAGAAAAUGAGAGUUUCUCUGUCCAACAGCAUGGUCUACAUGAUGAUCACUGUUGGCUGACUUCAGCUUUAGAGUCAGCAGCAUGAACCCCGUUGCAAGUACAUAAAUUACACCAGAGCUGUGUUUGGUUUGCUAGCUACAUGUCAGUGUUUUGCCAAAUAAAGGCUUUGAUCUUUUUGUAUGAUGUCAGGAAUGUCUGAUUUUACACUUGCUCUUUUUUGUUAUGUAAAUUAGUUGAUGGGAUCGAGUUUUGUAAAUUUUCUUGUAACCACUUCAUUUUUUUUUGACUGUGUCUUGAGAAGUGUGUCCAGUGUGAUGUGGAAAAGAACCUGCAGUUCAGAAGGUGAGGAAAAUAUGAGUCUUUUUCUCAAGGGAACACAUUAGUUAACUUCAUAAAUGUGGGAUCAAAUUCUGCCUUCAGAAAUAGGCAAAGCUCUUCUAAAUAUGGUGGGACCAAUAUAAGCCUAUCUGAGAGAAGAAUGUGAGCUACAAGGUAACACAGAUGCAUUUUUUUAACCCCUAAAACUGACUGUAAUGGUAGAAGAUCAUUAUGUUAUAUGCUAGUUGGAAGUGUCAGUUUGAUUUACUAAGCCUGUGCUGCUGAAACCCCACAAAAGUGUGAUCAACCUCUAAUGCUCUAAAAUCUUGCUGGCAAAAAGAAAAUUCAUCUCAGAAGACAGUGUACCAUUUUAGCAACACUUAUUGCUAAUAUGAAAUAUUAGCAUAUGCUAAUAUGAAAUAUUAGGUCUGUAUUUGUCGUAGAUAAGUUAAAGAAACAAAGCAGGACCUCCUUAUGUGCAGUUUUUUAGUAUAUAUUUAGUAUAUAUUUCCUAUAUAUUUCUUCUGUAAAUUCCCACUAGAAUCUGAGGAAUAUGCAUGUGAAAAGAAGGCAGGAUGCAGAAGAACUGGUAAGUGUUAUGUGAGUGUUCGGUUUUUUGAGUAAUUGAUCAAGUGGGAUUGAGAAAAACAAUAUAAAGACAUUGGCCUCUUCAUUAGCCAUAAAAGCUCUAGACCUUAGGGAUUGGGUGUUUUUUUAAAACCUGUAAACUGGACUAUUAAAUGUUUCUAAAGCAGUCUCCAAAGUAGGCCCUGAACUUUCUACCAUAAAGGUAAAAGUGUCUCAUUUAAAGAAAAGAGUGUUUCCUUACACUGACUCUGACUUCAAUGAUAGCUUAAUUAGGUAGAACCUUCGUUAUAGAUUAAUUCUGUAAUCAAUCAAGUAUACCUUAAACUUUUAUUUUCUUUUAAAACAUGUAGGAUCAUUUUCUUUCUGUGUAAAUUAACAGAUUCCAAAAAACUGGUUUCAGUGGGAUAGAGAUAAAAGAUUGAUAAAGGUUUACCUGCUAUUACCCUUAUCACAGUUCAUGACUAUUUGUGAGUAGCAAACAGUCUCUGGUUGUCUGUUUCACUUUACAAAAAAAAAAAAAAAUCAGUGCUCAGUGAUAUUUUCCCACCAUAAUGCUUUAAAGCAUUUAGUAAAGCUUUUACAGAAGUGAUAACUUUUUUUUUGUAGAAAUUACUUUUCACUGCUAGAGGCAGUUAAAUUGUGUGAGUAGGGGACAACGGAGCUGGGCUCUCAAUGGAAGAAAGAUUUGAGCUGUAACACCCAUCUUCCAGACACAUCACACUCCUACUGCUUUUCUUCUGUAGCACUUGGUUGGCAUUGCAGUGCUGCCUGUGAAGGGGCACGGCCAGUAUUUCCUUAUCAGACACCUGCCUGAAUGUUUAAAAUGCUCUGGUCAAAUAGAAGCAGACUCACAGGACCAAUUGCACUGUAAGCUGCUUGCUGUCCUGAGAUUAAAAAAUGUACACUAAGAAAAAAAAAUUUUUAAGAAAAAAAAAAAGAAGAAGAAUAAAAAACUGUUUUGCAUCUCCCUCAUGGUUUUGCUGUAUUGUGGAGGAGGCUGGUGAAAGAGAAUAAGCUGCUGUUAAUGUGACAGGUCAAGGCUUUUAGAAGGCCCAUGGGGAGCUUAUACAGAGCAGGAUUCUUGGGAGGAGGCUUUGUUUCUAGGGAUGGAAUCUAUCCAUGAGAAACUCUGGCUUUGCUUGGUACUUGUUUCCCUCUGCCUUUGACCAUGUUUUUCAGAAGAGCUGCUGCUGGAGAUGAAUAGCUCAACAAAAGCCUCACUAUUUAGGGAGUUGUGUUCCCUCAGCACAUGACCUUAAAUGAGAAAGCAGCCUGUAAUUCACAAGGAAUUUCUUCAGUGAUUGGAGAAGGACUCUGCUUCCUAUAGUGCUUAAUAUGGGAGAUAUUAAAGACAAAUUAGUUCACAUUAGUUUUCAAUGUACUGUGUGUCAAAGAUGCUCAUAAAAAUAGGGGGAAAAUAUCUAACCUCAGAAUAGAACAUUCCAAACUUCUCAAAUAAAAUUUCUUAUACUAGGCUUCUUAAAAAAAAAAUUAAAAAGAAGUCAAAUAAUUCUACUCUGUGCCUAUAUCCAAAAAUGUACCAGCAGAUACUGUUGCAUCUCAUAAUUUUUGGGGGAAUUGUUUUUAGAUUUGCUCCCACAAAUAGACCAUAUGCAUGACUUUUUACAGCAUAAAUGUUAAUGUUAAAAUAUAUAUGAAUAAUUUUCAGAUGCUAAUCUCCUUGUUUUUACCUUUGAAUGCUUAUUUGCUUAACAUUUCAGAAAUUCCAUGUUUAAGCAAUUAAAAAGCAUGCAUUUUACUUCAGAUGUUUUUAAGUACUGUAAAAUGAGGAAAGCUAUGAAAUGGUUAUUUCCAAGCAUCAUGAGUACACUAAUAAGAUUGCUGAAGAAGUGUGUGGGAAAAUAGCUGUUUCAUCCAGAAAACGUGCACAUGGUAUGCAAGGAAUUUUCAUUGUGCCCAGCUGAAAUUCCCUUACAUUUGCAAGGAAUGUUAAAAGUGAACCUUUAAAAGGAAGGAUGUUCGAAUGGGCAUAGUUUACAUUUUAUCCGUUAUUCUCAACUGGAUUUAUUUUUUCCUCUCUAUGAUGUCAUGAAAACCUGCUAUGUAAAGCAUUCUUCGUACUGCAAUGGAAAAAUAUUAUUUUCCCAGUCUGGUCAUAUAUAAUAUUUGUUUCCUGCUUAGUGUGCAUACCUAAAUGUACAUGUUUUGCAAACCAUGGGAGUGAAUGUAUGAAACAGCUUCAAGCAACCCUCAGUCCUAAAACUAAACAUAAGGUCUGGAGAUGUCCAGGGCAGACAGAUGCAAGGGCAUGGCUGCCUGUGCAGGGGACUUGAAGAGGGAAGGCAGAAAACCUCUUCAAAGUAGGUUUGUUGGCAGAGGUGGUGCCCUAUGUUUGCAUCGUAGGCACUUGUCCACACACUGGAACUGCAUAAUGUGCAGUCUGAACUGCAACACUGCAGACAUUUCACAUCUUUAUUCAUCCAGAAUGCUUACAUGGGACUGCCUGUAAAUUUGAAUGCUGCAGAUCUCUGUUAAAGCUUCUGGGGAGUCUUUGGGCACCUACCCAUUGUCUUUCCACCAGCCCUUGGAUCAGUCAGCCUUCAGGAGUGUAAGCUAUAGCUGUAAAGGGCACCUCUCAUAGAGGCAUUUGUGCUGUGUCAGUGCUGGGUAACACCUAACUCUGCUCUGACUGUGAGUGAUGAGUGGUGCCAGUCCAUUUGCAAGAGAGGGGAAAGCAGAAAUGAAGCUGUAGUUAAGAAGAACACUACUUUUUAAUUGUAUCUUGAAACUGCUCUGAUGCACAGACAUCUCUGGGGUCUUAUUGAGAGCCAUCUCAAUUCUCAGAGAGCCAUCUCUGAGAAUUGAAAUGCAUGGAGAGGGGGGAAAAAGGUUAAAAUUAGGCAGUAGGAAUGCAUCUCUAUAGUGAGCCAAAUCAGUGGGGUUUCACUGAGAGCAAGCAGCUCAGAAUGGUUGGCCUGUCUGGGGGAAAAAAAACAUAACAAACCCCUCCCCCCCCCAAAAUUACUAGAUCCUUAGGCUUUAGAAAUGCUGCUCUGGAUUGCAUGUUCUCUUUGUUUCCUUUUCUGUACACACUUUAAAAAAAAAAGAUACCUACUUAUUAAAAAAUUGUCUGGCAUUUCUUAAAUUAAUGGCUUCUGUCCAAAUCCUAACAUUUCAUCCUGAUACCUAUAUUGUGUUUGGGCUGUUUCAGUUGUAUUUUGAAGGGAGAUGUUGAAAGAGUCUUUUGGAGAGGCAUUAGUGUUGGAUGAAUUCACUGUGCUAACAUCUUCGCUCCUGCCUACUGCUGCUUCAAAAAUAAUGCUACUUUAAAGUGUCUUAUUUAGCAACUGUGUGACAGCUAAUAAUAAUACUACAGUUUUUAACUUUCUAUUUAACAUAUGCUACCUUUUGUAAAAAAAAGUAUAUAGAGAUAAAUAAUAUUUCUCUAGAUUUUAUGCAUAGAGACUAUUAGUAAGGGAAGAGGUUUUAAAUUCUAUAACUUCUUACUGCUCGUUUUACAUUUUAAAUUAUGCUUUUAAAUCACUACUUUUGUUUGUCUGGAAAUAUACUGAAUAUUUUAUUAUUUAAAAUAGUAUACUUUUAUAGCUGUUUUAUUAAUUUCAGUUGACUACUAACUUCUAUUUUGAUAUUUAUUAUUGAGUUGACACUGUAGUAUAUUGAGAUGUUUAUUUUUCUAUCAGAGCUGUAACAACUAUGACAUAGCAUUAUUUUAAUGCAACAUCAUUGUACUUGCUCUCUAAAAAAUAAAAUCAAUAUUUAAUCCA
This is a messenger RNA of Myiozetetes cayanensis, 7933 nucleotides long. RefSeq names its product integrin subunit beta 8 (gene ITGB8). Gene Ontology annotation, biological process: cell adhesion mediated by integrin; cell migration; integrin-mediated signaling pathway. The coding region runs from base 65 to 2521 and encodes 818 amino acids. Gene Ontology annotation, molecular function: integrin binding. Gene Ontology annotation, cellular component: integrin complex; focal adhesion; cell surface. NCBI's taxonomy places the organism in Eukaryota, Metazoa, Chordata, Aves, Passeriformes, Tyrannidae. The transcript is spliced from 15 exons. The record is from RefSeq and is a predicted model, not a curated record.